AUGGAGACCCUGCUUUCACCGUCUCCGCACUUCCCACGAGAUCCACCGGCCGGCGGAUCUCGUACCUCGAGGGAGUGCUCAGUGGAAAUUGGGAUGGAACCCGCCCGGGCGGCUGACAGCGGCCCUCCAGAACCGCCAGCUCCAGAAGACAGAGAUGUCAAUAACCUCAUGGCUAACCGAGGAGGCAAUGGAUUAGCUCCUGGGGAUGACAGAUUCAAACCUGUGGUACCAUGGCCUCAUGUUGAAGGAGUGGAAGUGGACUUAGAGUCUAUUAGAAGAAAAAACAAGGCCAAAAAUGAACAGGAGCAUCGUGCUGGAGAUUCUCAAAAAGACAUAAUGCAGAGGCAGUACCUCACAUUUAAGCCUCAGACAUUCACUUACCAUGAUCCUGUGCUGCGUCCAGGGGUCCUCGGUAACUUUGAACCCAAAGAACCUGAGCCUCAUGGAGUGGUUGGUGGCCCUGGAGAGAAAGCCAAACCAUUGGUUCUGGGACCAGAAUACAAACAAGACGUUCAAGCCAGCAUUAAAGAGUUUGGAUUUAACAUGGUGGCAAGUGACAUGAUCUCACUGGACCGCAGCGUCAAUGACUUACGCCAGGAAGAGUGCAAGUAUUGGCAUUAUGAUGAAAACCUGCUCACCUCAAGCAUAGUUAUUGUCUUCCAUAAUGAAGGAUGGUCAACCCUCAUGAGGACAGUCCACAGUGUCAUCAAACGGACGCCAAGGAAGUAUUUAGCAGAAAUAGUGUUAAUUGAUGAUUUCAGCAAUAAAGAACAUUUAAAAGAAAAACUGGAUGACUACAUAAAGCUGUGGAAUGGCCUGGUGAAGGUAUUUCGAAACGAGAGAAGAGAAGGCUUAAUUCAAGCCCGAAGCAUUGGUGCUCAGAAGGCUAAACUUGGACAGGUUUUGAUAUACCUUGAUGCCCACUGUGAGGUGGCAGUUAACUGGUAUGCGCCACUUGUAGCUCCCAUAUCUAAGGACAGAACCAUUUGCACUGUGCCGCUUAUAGAUGUCAUAAAUGGCAACACAUAUGAAAUUGUACCCCAAGGGGGUGGUGAUGAAGAUGGGUAUGCUCGAGGAGCAUGGGAUUGGAGUAUGCUCUGGAAACGUGUGCCUCUGACCUCUCGAGAGAAGAGACUGAGAAAGACAAAAACUGAACCGUAUCGGUCUCCAGCUAUGGCUGGUGGGUUGUUUGCCAUUGAAAGAGAGUUCUUUUUUGAAUUGGGUCUCUAUGAUCCUGGUCUCCAGAUUUGGGGUGGUGAAAACUUUGAAAUCUCAUACAAGAUAUGGCAGUGUGGUGGCAAAUUAUUGUUUGUCCCUUGUUCUCGAGUUGGACACAUCUACCGUCUUGAGGGCUGGCAAGGAAAUCCUCCACCCCUUUAUGUUGGGUCUUCUCCAACUCUUAAGAAUUACGUUAGAGUCGUAGAAGUCUGGUGGGAUGAAUAUAAAGACUACUUCUAUGCAAGUCGUCCUGAGUCAAAGGCAUUGCCGUAUGGGGAUAUAACUGAGCUGAAAAAAUUUCGAGAAGAUCACAACUGCAAAAGUUUCAAAUGGUACAUGGAAGAAAUAGCUUAUGACAUCACUACCUACUACCCUUUGCCUUCCAAAAAUGUCGAGUGGGGAGAAAUCAGAGGCUUUGAAACUGCAUACUGCAUUGACAGCAUGGGGAAAACAAAUGGAGGCUUUGUUGAACUAGGACCCUGCCACAGGAUGGGAGGGAAUCAGCUUUUCCGAAUCAAUGAAGCAAACCAACUCAUGCAGUAUGAUCAGUGUUUGACGAAAGGGUCUGAUGGAUCAAAAAUUAUGAUUACACACUGUAACCUAAAUGAAUUUAAGGAAUGGCAGUACUUGAAGAACCUGCAUAGAUUUACCCAUACUCCUUCAGGAAAGUGCUUGGAUCGCUCAGAGGUCCUGCAUCAAGUGUUCCUCUCCAGUUGUGACUCUGGUAAAAUGACUCAAAAGUGGGAAAUGAAUAACAUUCAGAGUAUCUAGAAUGAAUAAAAGAAACCAACAGUCUACCUACUGACAAGGAAAUUUAUACGGGACUGAAAACUGCCUGGAACCUGCUGCAGCAAUUAUUAAUCCUGUACAGCUCCGAGCCUGGAACCUCUGAUCAGUUUGAAGGACAUUGAUAAACUGUGAUUUUACAAUAACAUUAUCAUCUGCAGUUACUGUUUACAAGACUGCUUUUACCUUAAACUUUGUAGAUGUUUACAUCGUUUUUGUUUUGUUGAAGAUGAUGUUGGUAACUUGUGCCUUUGACUCUGCCUUCUUAGAACAGAGUUAAAAGCAUGCUGUCUUCUUUGGGAAUUCACUCAGGGGUCUGAAAGGCAGUUUGGUUUUGUGUUGUUGUUUUUUAACACACUUGAAAAAAAAAGGUUGGAGUAGCCAGACUUUCAUAUGUAACUUGGUGAUUAUCAACCUUGUGUCUUUAUUUAGUUUUACAUCAUUUUAAAGCACUGCCACAGGUUAUUAGCCAAGGUGGCCUUCCUUCACAGUCAUGCUGCUUUUUUGAAAGGUGAAUUUCAACACAUUUAGUGCCUCCUUCAUUUCUCAGUCUAUUUUUUGAGAGUUUUUGAUGAAAUUUGUAUGAUGGUAAUGACGGAUGAACUGCCACCUGUAUGGGAAAUACUUUUAUUACUCGUGGAAAUGGAUUUUUAUGUUGCCAGUGGAUAUGAAGGUGAAUGUUGAAUGGCUGGAGCCAGACUGACAGUGUGGACCAUCUCAAGGCCAGUCCAUAGGGUUUGGAGAUUCUGUGGCGUUGACUCCCUUGCCCAUACCAACUUCUAGGCCAGCAAAGGGGUCUUCCAACUAGAGAAAAACUGCCCACCUACAUUUUGGAGCUAAUUUUCCCCAGUAUCUGUUAUAACAGAAAACUAUAACUCAGUUUUGAAACUUGAAGGGGGGGUGGAGGUGGGAGUAAACGAACAGCAUCAGUGUGAACCACUCAGUUUGGUUCUCACUGAGCUGACUUCCCAAGCCCUUGUUGCAAGCUGUGCGUUACAGGCUAAGCCGUGAAACCAAAAGAGUUGAUGCUUCAUGUGUCUUCACUCACGUGAAAUUCCCUGUACAUUUUAAAAAUUUAAAACAUUGCUAAGACGACAGCUCAUCAGCAAAUGUGAACUACUUUCUGUUAAGUUGGAUGUUCUGUGGUGUUUCUUAAUUUAAGGAAGUGUAUUUUUAUUAAUACUUCACCUGUGAAAAGUUUUUAUUUGAACAUUAAGACAGUAUGUAUUAUAGGAGAACCAAAUAUUCCAAAUGGCCAAUUCAGUUUUAAUUUCUAAGUAAAUCCUUUCUUACCCAAAAGAUUAAAAUGCCUCAGUUGAGUGCCAAAAAGAAAGAAAAUAAGAACAAUUCUGAUGACAUGGGGGAAAAGUAUAUUAAGCAUUUUGGGUCUUGCAAUCAUGGUAUAAUUACAAUGAAAGAAGUUCACAAACUACUGCCAGAAGGAAUUAUUUUUAACUAAAGCUUUAAAAAGAAAAAUAAAAAGUACCUGCAUUUUUAAAAAAGCCUACAGAUAUGUUUCUUGUCAGCUUAGUUCUUCAGUUUGGACAGUAGAAAUUAAACAUCCUGAACUGAGUUUUGCUAAUCAAUUUGUACUUUGCUAUUGAUCUGUGAUCAACUAUUUUAACUUUGAUUCAUCUCUAGGAAUAUUUUAAAAGAAAUGCAUUUAUAUCCUUAUAUAAUUGCAAAUAAGUCAAUUAUAAAAAAGAAACUAAGAGAAUAGGUAGUGUGUUUGCAAGAUACCCUUUCCAUGUUGACUAGAUUAUAACCUUGUUAUCUAUGCAUAGGCUAAGAAAGGUGGCACAUGAUGUGUGCAUGUAAUUUUGUGGGCAAAUUAAAUGGUUGUUCUGUGCAAUUCAUUAAAAGAUGCUGUGUGAACAUGAUUCUGUAUAUUGAAAUCAGAAACCUUACCAAACAUGAAAACCGUCAGAAGCUGCUGCCAUAAUGACUGUUUUCUACUGUAGGCUGCUCUAGAAAUAAUUCCCAUAUCCUUGCUUUGUAAGUUAAUAUCACUAUGCAUUUCUACACAUUUUAUAAAUUUGAUUUAUGCAGAUUUUGAUACACUGUAUGUUUCUGUAGAAAUUGUACAAAUAUUCAAAAUUUUAUUAAGGUAAAUUUGAGAGGCCUAUGUAUAUCUUAAUUCUGGGUUGCUUGUUUUUUAGGUGAGAAAAAAUAAAAUAAUUGUAUUUUAAUCCA
Nannospalax galili (Upper Galilee mountains blind mole rat) is the source of this 4197-nucleotide messenger RNA. It is a transcript of the gene Galnt7, whose product is annotated as polypeptide N-acetylgalactosaminyltransferase 7. Bases 1 to 1989 code for a protein of 662 amino acids. The record is from RefSeq and is a predicted model, not a curated record. Gene Ontology annotation, cellular component: Golgi apparatus. NCBI's taxonomy places the organism in Eukaryota, Metazoa, Chordata, Mammalia, Rodentia, Spalacidae. The transcript has 12 exons.